Messenger RNA from Akanthomyces muscarius, 711 nucleotides. RefSeq lists its product as uncharacterized. Bases 1 to 711 code for a protein of 236 amino acids. Gene Ontology annotation, biological process: mycotoxin biosynthetic process. Lineage: Eukaryota; Fungi; Ascomycota; Sordariomycetes; Hypocreales; Cordycipitaceae. The record is from RefSeq and is a predicted model, not a curated record. The transcript has 3 exons.
AUGCGUUUGCCAAAAUUCAAAUUCGAUUCCAUCUUGACAACAGCAAUGUAUCGGUGGCUCGAAUCGGGCUAUGCUCGUAUACCUUUAAAGAACCGGGAGCUUGACUUUCCCGAGUCUUCGACUGAUGAGGAGGCCCAGGGGCCCCUUCGGAAGGCACAUUUUCUCCUCGGCGCUGUGUGUUCACUAGCCUUAAUAGUAAUCAUUUUUGAGCUGCUCAUGAUUAUUGAUCUACACAAGUCCUCCUCGCACUUCAAAAAUAUGCGACAAGGCUAUGCUCAGAUGGUGGAGCGUCGAUACGGAGCGAGCCCGACCUACCAAUCUCUAGACCAUAAAUUUGAUGGUCUCUGGAAUGAGACCGAGACGUCUUCAAUCAUCUUGUCUUCUAGGGGAAUGUCUGACGGAAAAGAAGAUAUUGGAGCAAUAAGCAUGUUCCAUCAACUUCAUUGCUUAACCGCGAUUCGCAAGGCUCUGCAAGACUCUCGAGAUGGCAAAGAUAUUGGAAUCGACUCACAACAUGAUGACCAUUGGCCACAUUGUCUAGACUACUUACGAAAUACCAUUUUGUGCUACGGAGAUGACACUAUUGAGCGAGGAGUUAGCCCUGAUGGUACGAGCCGCAAAGUCAUUUCAGGGUUCGACGACUUGAGAUCAUGCCGCAAUAUCGGAGAGAUUUAUUCUUUUAGAGAGCGAAACCACUGUACAUUUUGCUGA